AAAAACAACUAACUAAAAAGAGUAAAAAAAAAUUCACCAAAAAGCUGUUACAAUAAUCGCGAUUCAAAAUCCAUACCGCUCAUAUUUUGAUGUAAUAGUUGUGUCAGUUGAUUCACAUUUGAUCUAAAUAAAAAUGGCAUGGAUCGGUAUUAUCAUUAUUGCCAUUUGCGCGACAUUAGUUAUUUCAAAGGAUAUUGUAUGGCAACGUCCUGGAUGCCACAAAGUAGGCCAUACUAGAACGAUUGAAAUUCCAGAUUGUGUACAGUUUUCAAUAAAUACGAAUGCGUGUCGUGGAUAUUGUGAGUCUUAUGCCGUUCCAUCGGCACCGUAUGCAAACGGAUUCAAAAUUCCAAAGCCAGUUACAUCGGUUGGUCAAUGUUGUAACAUUAUGGAAACGGAAGACGUAAACGUUAUGCUGAGCUGUGUCGGAGGUGCAAGAAAUGUAACAUUCAAAUCAGCCACAAAAUGCUCAUGCUAUCAUUGCAAAAAAGAUUAGCUCAUUUUUCAUACAUUUUAGACCAAACCAUUUCAAUU
Molecule: messenger RNA, 534 nt
Organism: Contarinia nasturtii (swede midge)
Lineage: Eukaryota; Metazoa; Arthropoda; Insecta; Diptera; Cecidomyiidae
Gene: Gpa2
Product: thyrostimulin alpha-2 subunit
Exons: 2
Coding region: 134-496 (120 amino acids)
Biological process (GO): cell surface receptor signaling pathway
Molecular function (GO): hormone receptor binding
Source: RefSeq, a predicted model, not a curated record